AUGAAGAGAUUUUACAAACCUGUAGUUGUAGAGGUGCCUAAUUUGCCGGUAGAGGUGCCCAAUUUGGAAAAGGAUGAUGAUAAUUCUCGACCACAAAAACAAAGACGUGUAGAAAUUAACUUGGAAAACCUUCCCGCUGAUCUUGGACUUCGACCCCGAAUUGGUGAUUAUAAUCCUAAUGAGCAAGACCAAAUCCGCAGAUACUAUUUGCAAAAGGGUCCCUUUCAACCACGUGACCAUACUUUUCCGCAGACGCUAUUUGUAAAUAAAUAUCGACGUAACAAGGCGUGGUGCAACCAGUUUCCUACGUGGAUAGAGUAUAGCAUAGCAAAAGAUGCCGCAUUUUGCCUUUAUUGUUAUCCUUUCAAGCCAGAGAUCAGAGAUCAAGCGGGCGGGGAUAAAUUUGAUGGUAAGGGUUACUCAAAUUGGAAGAAGAAGAAGAUAAUCAAUGAUCAUGUGGGAGGCCCGAAUAGUGCUCAUAAUCAAGCUUGGGGUAAGUGUGAGGACUUGAUAAACCAAAGGCAACAUAUUCAAACAGUAUUUGACAAUCAAUCAAACCAAGCUAGAAUUGAUUAUCGAAUCCGCUUGAAUGCGUCGGUUGAUUGUAUUCGGUUUCUCGUUAGACAAGGAAUUGCAUUUCGUGGUCAUGAUGAAUCUGAACAUUCAAGUAACCAAGGUAACUUUCUUAAACUUUUAAAGUUUCUUGCCGACCAGAAUGAAGAAGUCAAAGGUGUUGCAUUGGAUAAUGCUCCACAGAAUUUGAAGUUGAUUUCUCCUAAUAUUCAAAAGGACAUUGUAAGUGCAGCUGCUUUUGAAACUAUGAAAGCGAUUGUGAAAGAUCUUGAUGAUUCACUCUUUUCAGUUUUGGUUGAUGAAGCUGGGGACAUAUCAAUCAAAGAGCAAAUGGCAGUUGCAAUACGGUAUAUGGACAAAAAAGGUAAUGUGAUUGAGCAUUUUAUGGGCAUUGAGCACGUUGCAAAUACCGAUGCUCUCUCACUGAAGGAAGCAAUGGAGAUGUUAUUUUGUUGA
Rhododendron vialii is the source of this 1029-nucleotide messenger RNA. RefSeq lists its product as uncharacterized. Bases 1 to 1029 code for a protein of 342 amino acids. The transcript has a single exon. NCBI's taxonomy places the organism in Eukaryota, Viridiplantae, Streptophyta, Magnoliopsida, Ericales, Ericaceae. The record is from RefSeq and is a predicted model, not a curated record.